AUGCUGGAGGCCACGGGCUCCGAGUGCACCAUCGGCCGCCUGGUCCGCUUCUGGCAGAAGCCCGAGCACGUGGUCCUCGCGGGCCGGAAGGUCGAGAUCCCGAAGCGCGUGCAGGGCGGCAUGAGCGCCUUCGCCCACGUUGGCCUGCUGGUGCACGUCCGGCCAGGCCCGCGGCAGAAGCGCUCCCGGUGGCUGCAGCUGGACUGGUUCCGCGAGGGCCUCCUCUGCCGGCGGACACAGGAGGAGCCCGCCAUCAGGGACGAGCUUUUCAGGGGAGAGGUCGAGCUCGAUGUGCCUGUAUGCGGUGGCUGGUCUUUGCUGGUAGCAGUGCUGAGGGAGAUCGAGCAUCACUCCUACGGCCUGCUGUUCUGGAACUGUCACCAUUUCGCCGAGCACGUGUGGACGGGGCUCCAACAGCCAGCCAGUGAUGGACAGGCGUGCCAGGCCAUCUUGAUGACCCGGCCUGCCCAUUAUCCCCCCACUGAUGAGCAGGACCUGCUAUGA
Molecule: messenger RNA, 504 nt
Organism: Prorocentrum cordatum
Lineage: Eukaryota; Dinophyceae; Prorocentrales; Prorocentraceae
Source: the annotation of a GenBank genome assembly